CCUAAAUAGAGGCCUCCGUUGCAUCUGAUGUUCGCUCCUUCUUUAUUUAAGGAGUCAUAGCAGGACUUCUGAAGGAAUGCGGAUAAGGGUAUGCUUUAACUUCAAAGGAGAGAGUGGAAAUGCGCCAGAGUGUUGUGUCAAUGUAGGAUUAGCCGGGUUCAGUACUUUGUCCAGUUCCAGGUGCUGCAUUUUAAGGAGGAGAUAGACAAACUAGAGGAGGAAUCUUUCUGGCUGUGGGGGGCCAAAAACUUUGACGUGUGGGUGGGGCAACCAGCAUGUAAAUCACAUUCUGCCAUUGUGACAUCAAAAUGUUGGCAAGUGGGCUGUCUUGACUACCUGUCAACAUAAAUUGUGUAGGGUUCCAUGUUGGGGUUCCAGAGUGCAAGGGGCUUUGGCAGUGUUAUGCCUUGUAAGCCUCCCUGCAUUGCUCCUUUCCGUCUCUUAUGUCAGAGAUCAAAAGGAGCUUCACGGAAUUGCUUUCAAAGCCUUUUUAGCAAGCCUUCAAUGAGCUGCAGCUUGGACAGUAGGAGCGAUGGUUGAAUGGGAGCCUACUUUAAUGGCAUCCCUUAUUGGGCAGCUCUGUAUCCUCUCCUGUAUCCAGCUCCGUUCAAGACUGUUCGGCAGAAUUUGUCUUGGUUCAUGUGGUGCCUUUCAGGGAGUAAGAAGAUGGUACAAGCUUCGCUCCAAACCAGGAAAGAAGGAAAAAGAGAGAGGUGAGAUUGAGGUGGAUAUCCAGUUCAUGAGGAGCAACAUGACAGCCAGCAUGUUUGAUCUGCCCAUGAAAGAUAAGUCACGGACACCAUUUGGCAAGCUGAAAGACAAGCUAAAGGGGAAACGAGAACCCUCCACAAAUGAGGGUCACAGAAGAGGUCAUAGCUCAGAUAAGAGCAGCACUGCGGACCUCCGAAUCACAAAGGCAUCCUUGAACCAUUUUGACGAAAACAUCUCAGCAGAAGAGAAGCCAGAAAAAAACUCAGCUUCUGUGAAACCAUCUCAGACCAAACCCGUCAAGCCCAGAUGGUGCAAGCUUCACUUCAAACCCACCACCCUUUCUGUUAUUCCAGAAGAGGGAUCGGAUGAUGAGCAGCUGAGUGAUUAUCCCCAGGGUACUGAAAAGAUUGCACUUUCUGGAGAUUUGUCCAGGAGUGGAGAUUGCAAAUCAUCUGCAAAAAACCAGAGCAUAACAUCAAAGAUCUUGGAUAACCAAAAUGAAGCCGAUAUAAAGAAAUAUGAUCCUUCAGAUCCCGCCUACGCUUAUGGCCAGCUGACACACAGCGAGCUGAUCCAGCUGGUCUUGAAGCAGAAAGAUGUGAUUGCAAAGCGAGAUCAGCAGGUGCGGGAGCUGGAAGACUACAUUGAUAACUUGCUUGUCAGAGUUAUGGAGGAAACUCUAAGGACUCUUGAUUGUUGUGGGCCUGCUCUUAGUAUGACAUCAUCCGAUAUCACCCAUAGAUCUUGACGUUUCCUGAAUGGUGC
Podarcis raffonei (Aeolian wall lizard) is the source of this 1476-nucleotide messenger RNA. RefSeq names its product rab11 family-interacting protein 1-like. Gene Ontology annotation, cellular component: intracellular membrane-bounded organelle. Bases 533 to 1459 code for a protein of 308 amino acids. The transcript is spliced from 7 exons. The record is from RefSeq and is a predicted model, not a curated record. Gene Ontology annotation, biological process: regulated exocytosis. NCBI's taxonomy places the organism in Eukaryota, Metazoa, Chordata, Lepidosauria, Squamata, Lacertidae. Gene Ontology annotation, molecular function: small GTPase binding.